Aspergillus welwitschiae is the source of this 1323-nucleotide messenger RNA. RefSeq names its product putative oxidoreductase. The transcript is spliced from 2 exons. The coding region runs from base 1 to 1323 and encodes 440 amino acids. The record is from RefSeq and is a predicted model, not a curated record. NCBI's taxonomy places the organism in Eukaryota, Fungi, Ascomycota, Eurotiomycetes, Eurotiales, Aspergillaceae.
AUGCCCAUCCCCAUCAUCACCACAGCAAUAACAGAGGGCACGAACUCCAUCCCGCACCUAUGGACAGUUCUCAAAAUCCUCCCCUGGGCGGUCCUCCUCGCCGCCCUGAAAUAUUAUUUCGGGGGCGCCAGAAAUACCUCUGAGCGGUUGAUGCAUUCGAAAGUCGUUAUGAUAACUGGCGGCACAUCCGGCAUCGGCGCGCAAGUAACCUCCGCCCUGGCCUCGCGCGGCGCCCAAAUCAUCCUCCUAACACAGCACCCCCCCACGGACAUCUUCCUGGCCGAAUACAUCGAGGACCUCCGCCGCAGCACCAACAACCAACUAAUCUACGCCGAGCAAGUCGAUCUCUCGUCUCUGCACUCCAUCCGCACCUUCGCGACGAAAUGGAUCGACAAUGUGGCGCCGCGACGCCUGGACAUGGUGAUUCUCUGCGGGAAUGCGGCGCCGCCUGUAUCCCAGAAACGGAAGUUGACCGUGGAUGGCAUCGACGAGGAGUGGAUGGUGAAUUACCUGGCGAAUUUCCAUCUGUUGAGUAUCCUGUCUCCGGCGUUGCGGGCGCAGCCGGCGCAUCGGGAUGUGAGGGUUGUGUUUACGACGUGCUCGAGUUAUAUUGGGGCUAAAUGGGAUCUGAGGCAGGUGGAGGCUUCUGCUGCCAUUACUGCUGCUGCUGCUGCGAAUGCGGAGGGGGAUAAUGGUGACGGGAGAAGGGUGGUGAUGAAGAACGGCAAGCUACAACGGGAGAAGCCCAAGAGUAAGAAGAAGAAGACUAAGGGAGUCAGUUUGUAUGGGCUGAGCAAGCUCUCGCUUAUGGUGUUUGCGCAAUCGUUCCAGAAACAUCUGAAUUCGUUUAAGCGGCCGGAUGGACAGCCGUGCAGUGCGCGGGUGAUUAUGGUGGAUCCGGGGUUUAGUCGCACUCCGGGGAUGAGACGGUGGAUGACGGGGGGAUCGUUGUGGGGAUUGUUGGUGUAUCUGGUGACAUGGCCGGUGUGGUGGUUGGUGUUGAAGUCGCCGCAGCAGGGGGCGCAGAGUGUGCUGUAUGCGGCGAUGGAGGCGGAGUAUGGGCGUGGUGAGGGGGGUUGGAUGAUUAAGGAGUGCAAGGAAGUGGAUUUGGCAAGGAAGGAGGUGAAGGAUGAGGAGGCCGGGAAGAUGCUGUGGGAGUUUAGUGAGAAGUUGAUUGAGGCUAAAGAGAGGGAGUCCGCGGUGCGGAGGGCGUUGGCGAAUAAGGAGAAGGAGGUGGCAGAGGAGAAUGAGAAGAAUAAGGCAUCGGGGUCGGGGGCGAAGGAACAGACGCCGGGGUCGAGGAGGAGUCGGAAGGGGAAAUAG